Molecule: messenger RNA, 1608 nt
Organism: Pestalotiopsis fici W106-1
Lineage: Eukaryota; Fungi; Ascomycota; Sordariomycetes; Amphisphaeriales; Sporocadaceae
Exons: 3
Coding region: 1-1608 (535 amino acids)
Biological process (GO): protein phosphorylation
Cellular component (GO): cytoplasm
Molecular function (GO): ATP binding; protein serine/threonine kinase activity
Source: RefSeq, a predicted model, not a curated record
AUGGGCCAGAACAGUGAUUCCUCUGAGAGGGAGUACCAGCGGAUCAUAAAGAAGUUUCCGUCUUUGAAGCCAUACAAGGACUCCAAGCGGAUGGUAGUCCUCCUGGAUCAAGUGGGCGCCAAAGAGACUGAAUUUAAAAAAGUCUUGAAAGAUGAGGGCGUGACAGACCUUUGGAUACCUCUGGAACAUAAGUUCGGGAGAUUUUUCCUGGAGCCUGGCUCUCUAAGCAAGUGGCGAAAGCAGCAAAGUGACUUACUAUCAACGACAUUUGAUUUCGAGCCUUCUCCUGGGCUGAAGUCGAUACCCCCACACUACAACCUGAGUUCGACGUCCUGUGGUGACUUGGGCUAUCCGAGUAACCUUGAUAUUGGCGACACACUUGGUACUACAAAGUCAGCAGCUGUGGUUCAAGUAAGCGUUAAGGGUAAAGAGAAGGUUCCUCUGGCUCAAAAGAUAAUUUAUCGCAAACAUGAGCUUCAAGAAGAAACCAAACAAAUGCGACGCAUUCUAGGAGAGAUACGAGCGUUGAAAAAGUUGCGACACAGACACUAUGUUCAACUCAUUGCUAGCUACACGACCGAACAACAGGUUGGCAUCGUCAUGAGCCCAGUCGCUGAUUGCGACCUCCACAGUUUUCUUGAAUCGUUCGAGAGCAUGAAGGCUCUGAGCAGCCUGAAGGAUUUCAAGGCGCUGCAGGACAAGCAGAACCAAUUGGCUCGAUUCUUUGGCUGCCUUGCCCAGGCCGUGGCUAAUCUCCACUGCAGAUACGGCAUCCGCCAUAGAGACAUCAAGCCCAAAAACAUAUUGGUCCGUGGCGACCAAGUCUUGCUGGCUGACUUUGGCAUUGCUCUCGACUGGUCUGACACUGGGGAAACCACGACUUACUCAAAAGAGGGCAUGAAGGAUCCGGCAUACUGCGCACCAGAAGUAUAUCAUGGAAAGAGAAAGGGUACCAAGUCAGAUAUCUGGUCAUUAGGGUGCGUUUUCCUCGAGAUGGCCCUUGUCUUGGAGGGUCUACCAAGAGAUGAUGUGAAGGAAACCCUCAACCGAGGCUUCUACUGGGAGGAUAUUGGCGCCAUUCAAGACAGAAUUAAAGAGAUACAGAGAUUUCGUUCCCAAUGGAAUCACGAGCCAUUGGAAUGGGUCCAGAACAUGGUGCGAGAAGACAGAGAUAGCCGAUGGAAAGCAGCAGAUGUUGUCAGAGCUGUCAUCGAGUCUCCACUCCAGCGCUUUGCAGCCCAUUGUUGCCACGUCUGGAGGGAACCUGAGUUGUCGGAAGAUGAGGAUCUUCAAGAGUACCGUGACGAAGAGGAGAUUGAGCAGUUCGCUUUCAUCUACGACCAAUUUUCCAGGCAUGUCAAAGUCAGGAUGAUUGAGGACUCGAAAUACUUUUCGAAUUGGAUUUCAAGCAAAAUCGUUGACCGGUACAAAAUGGAGACUUGGAGCACAAAAAGUUCCCGAAAGAUUGAAGUGGACAAACACACGAUUCACUCCAAACGUCUCGUACGACUUGAUUGGCGAAAGCCGGGAGGACCAACCCGAGAGGAGGAAUUCUUUGUUGCUGAGCUGCCAGAUACAAUCGAGAUGAUUGUAGGUGUGGACAUUUGA